CCGCCUGCUUCGCACAUGCCACUGCCCAAACGGUAACCCUCGCCGUAGGAAGCCAAUCCGCCUACACAUAUUGCUGUGGCAGCAGAUAGAGUUCGAGCAGAACAAUGGCUCUUUCCAACCCAACAAUCAACCAACCAAUCUUGACCUCCACCAAGCGCAGUCAGUACUCGCGUUCGCCAUCCAGAUCUCCGAUCCGCAAUCUGCGUGACUUCGAUCCACUGCUUCGUGAUCUGUCGCCGACUUCGACUUUACGCAUCUUCGCCGCCGACAGCACAAACAAGCAUGACAGCGCGUUUGGAGCACGCUUCGAGACGGCAUCGGCAUCAGAACGAGCCCUGGGUGCCAAGGCAGCACAGACAUGCAUCAAUCUGCGCUCCUGGACACGAGAGCUGGAAGGCUGGGAAUGGCCAGGCACCUUCGAGAUGCCGGAGCCGGCGCGGAAGAAGAUGCGCAUGAGCGGAAUGAGCUUCGCAAGCUUGCGCUCCCCAGUGACCUCACGUGGCAGUGAAGAUGGCACGGAGGAGCUGUGGGGCAGCAUGCCAAGUAGGACGGUCAUGGCAUACGAGCAAAAGGUUGAUGACAUCGGACGGCAAUUAGAAUCAAUGGACCUCGAUGACAUGAAAGGCUUCGUGCUCGCCGCGAAUAGACAAGCCGGCGAUGGAUGGGUGACCGGCAACGACAGCAUCGGCCGCAUCGGAGCUUUUACGGAUUUGAGAAAGUUGGAUGACUUCACUGCGUUGAUUACGGCAACCAUCUUGCAGGCUCUACCCUACCUCUCGCGGCUGCAUGCGCUAUUAGAUGUGUGGAGUGUCCGCAUUUCAAUCCUCAAGCAAGCUCCCGCCUUUCUGCGUGAUAUGGAUCAAGCACGAACGGAUCUUGACCAUGGGUGGGCGUCGAUCGCGGUAUCUCCGGGAGCACGUGCGAGUACCGGCAGCGCGCACUUUACCCACGAGACCAUGGCUGACAUGAAAGGCAUCGUGGAGCAGCAGGUUUCCAGUCUCGGUCAAAGAUUGGACGCCUUCUUAGACGAGCUUGAGGGCAGAGAAGAGACCAUUCCGGAUGCUUGGAUUGAGGACUUCGAGAAUCUCGAAACCGCCUACGCCGAUUGGGUGGUGCAAGCUGAGCGCAAAGUGUUCGAGAAUCAAUGGCGACAGUCCACGGAACGAGAAGAACCAGCAACGGAGAAAGCGAACGAACCUUGGCAGAUGGUAGAUACCAUGAAGCCAGAGCCAAAGUCCUUUUUCAUUUUCGCCGAGGAUGUGCCACCGAACGACAACCAUGCGGCCGUCAUACCUUCACCGAAGCACAAUACUGGUUUCUUCGACUUCGGGCUGUCACCACUUCAGCCAGAGACGCUACUUGAGCCAGAGCCGUUCAUGGAGCAGCCGCCAUCGCCAGCUGAGCUCCGUAGAGGCGACUCAGAGACGCUGCCAGAGGGGAUGAGUGAGUGGGCGCAGCAUAGGGAGGUGCUGCCGGGCACCUUCUCAGUCCCCGACUACCGAUCACUCAGCCCGUCAAAGCACACAAGACACGUUCCGAUUGUUAUCGACUACGAAAGACCUGACCGCGUAGGACCGCUUAACGACUCGCUGGAGAACGUGGUAUUGAACGCAACGCCACCGCUCGAGCAAGUCGGGUUCGACCAACUUAAGCCAACCACGGACUCUGCCGUUCGGAAGCGCGCCGCCUUCUUAAAUGGUGAGAGUGAUCGUACCGCCAGCUUGCAGAAGCAGCUCAAGUCUCCUGUGCGCCCCUUUGAGCAUGCCACAACUGCGUGGACGCGACUAUUCAAGAAAGAGAAAAGCCCGGAUCAGUCGCGAUCAAACAGUAUGCUCUCAACUAGCUCCCAAAAACCUCCUGUGACUAGGCGUUCCACGGGCAAGGGUAGCGAAAGCGCUAAUGAAGAUGCCGUUGUAUGGGGUGGCCGGAAGCCGACGAGUCCGGUCAACCAGCAAACAAGCAACGGAGACGCGGCACAACAACUGCGCAGGCCGUCACAUAAGUCAUUGACCAGGCUUUCCAGCAAGACCUCGUCGCUUGAAAGAUCGUCAAGCGGCCCUUCGCUGCAUCAGCGUCCCGUGCAACGGGAUUAUACAGACAUGCCCGGCGGUUUCCGGCCUCGGUCAAGGUCCGCAGAAAGCAGGCGGAGGACGGCGUCACUAACGCCCAAGGUUCCUUACGAAGGCCAGGAACGAAGGCUAGAGCGCUUACCCAAACCCGAAACGUACCAACCCAGCCGCAUCUCAAGCCCAGCCAGUCCGCCAAGUCCUGGCGUAUCGCCUGAACCGGAGUAUCCGGCUGAUUGGCCGCUUGCGUCGCCCCCGGAGACGCAAGCCAAUUCGCCGGUUAAAGAAACACCGCCAUUCACAAUAGCCAGACAUGCAGUGGUGGAAGAAGCGGACGAGGAGGACUCUGGACCCGAGCUGCACUCGCCGCAGCUGGCGAUGGCGUCUGACACUUUUGACCGCUUCUUCGUCGAAAGCUUUCCUGCAACCCCUGAUAUGGAGUUCCAAGGCAACCCGCUCGGUUUUGUGCCAAAGACUAGAAACAGGUCGAGCUCGAAAAAGUCGUCGAAGACGGCGCUCGUCCCUACAGUCAGCGAUAUCAUGCUUGAUCCUAACGUCCCCAGUAUGCCCACUUCGCAUGCUCGCGCCGCCGGAUCGGUCAACGGCAGCAUAAGUCCAAGAGGUAAUCGUAACAUGCCGGAAUUUGCAGACUUUGACGGCGGUGACAUCAUGGAAGAGGCAUCGCCUGCUUCAAUGGCCAUGUCUUCUCCCGAAGCGCAAGUGGGAAGCGCAACGAGUGUGGACUAUUUCCACGCCCAACCUCCUUCACAUGUCGUAUCCGGCGCCGGUAGCACCGCGACGCCGAAAGGGACGCAGUCACAGCGCUCCGCGUCGAAGUCGUCUACCAGUCCGAUGCGCUUGACCCUUGAGAUACCGGAGUCACAGCGGAGUAUGGACGCCGAAGCCAUAGCCGACGAUGAUUCCGUCGCCAAGCCCAGUCUAGCUCACCGUGCGUCUCUGGCCAGUAUGGAACUCCAUCCGCGUGGCAGCGUACGGAGCAUUGAAAUGCCACCACGCAGCUCCCAUGGGAAAUCGCGUGCUGCGUCGCACCUGCCUUACGAACCACUUUCGCUGAUUGAUGGUCCAGAUACAGCGACACCUGACACAGCAGCUUCGAUGACUUAUAAAGGCAUGGUUACCUUCCCAUCGCCGCCCGGGCCGACUGGGAGCCUGCCUGUGAGUCCAGUCUCGCCACUCGGGGCGCAAUCACCAGCCUCGUUUUCCUUCGCGCCUUUGCCAAAUCCUGCAGCGAGGGAGAACGGUCUGACUGGUUCGCCGUUAAGUGGACAGUCAGAAGAUGGAAGUCCGAAGCCGCUGAACGCAAUCAUGGCAAAACGUCGACAUCAGCAGCCAGGUUUCAGAGGACCUACUUCAUCCCCAUUAAAGCAAUCACGGCGCCGUAAGCUUGACAAUGACACCUUUGACCGCCACGUAAGUGAGGUGCUCGAACGCUUGCCUUCCAACGCGAUCACGUUCACGUCCAAACCAGGCUCUAAGACUUCGACCCCACGUACAUCGGAACCCAGAAGCUAUUCCGGUCCGCGACCGCUGGUCUCCAAGCGUGCCUCCUCCGUCCAGGCGCUCACUCUUGCUCCGGCGGAGGCUUCGCCAAAGAAGGCCGCAGCAGACGAGGUUAAGCUUUACCAUCUUACGCAAGCGGGCAGAGAGGAGCCAAUCAAGCUGUUCGUCCGCCUUGUCGGUGAAGGCGAACGAGUCAUGGUCCGCGUGGGUGGCGGUUGGGCUGACUUGGCGGAUUACCUGCGUCAGUACGCCGAGCACCACGGUAGCCGAACCGUCUCCGGCGGCGGAAUCGAGUUGAUGACGGCAGACGGCACGACGACUCGGAAGGUCAGUAACUCCACUCCCGCUACUACUGCCGAGUCGAAAGCACGGUCGCCCGUCACGCCCGUUGCUGCCUGGGCAAAAUCGAUGGUGGGUUCGGGGGAAACCGAGUGGCUGAAUGAUCCUCAGCCGCGCUUCACCAUGGGCGAUAGCGAAAGUGAUACCACCAGCCCGGUCACGGCCGACAAUGCGCAGUGGCAUAGCAGCCCCGUCAACAGCAUCGCCGGCCAGCGCUCUACGCCCAAGAGUCCUUCUGAUUCUCGACCGUCGACAGCUGGUAAUGCUGCUGCGCGUCCGGGCAGUCGGCAAGGCUGGGCAGAAUCAGGCUUGGCCGGACCGGCGAGCGGCAAGAAGACCGAGUUACCCGAGCAGAAAGCAAGGUGGGUAGAGGGUAUGCUUGAGAAGGCGAAGAGGGCAAGUGCGGAGAAGGGUAAGGAGGACAAGACGAAGCACCUCGGCGAUAUCGGUAGAGCCGGUUCAACGAGAAGAGUGUUCUUCCGACACAGCUCUGCGAGGGUUGAAAAGAACGGCGAUGGCGAGAAUGUUAGGCCGUAGCGAAGAUUCGGUUGAUGAUCAUGGUUGGGAUAUAUUCAUGUCUGGAGUCUGGAGAAACGUCGCACAUAGCGACGAAAUCGGACCGCUGUUUUACGUGAUAGCGUAUGUUGCGUGCAUGAUGAGCAUUUGCAGGUGCAAAGGUGGACAUAUGUACUGUCCAGUCUGCUUCGAUGAUGUAAAUAGUACACAGAGUCGAGCUCAAAUGGCGCUCACAUCGCCUCACUGUAACAGCUCGUAAGCCUAGGUCCCGCCCAAGUACGCCGUUGAUGCAACCGAGUCAUC
Baudoinia panamericana UAMH 10762 is the source of this 4745-nucleotide messenger RNA. RefSeq lists its product as uncharacterized. Gene Ontology annotation, molecular function: microtubule binding. The record is from RefSeq and is a predicted model, not a curated record. The coding region runs from base 105 to 4463 and encodes 1452 amino acids. NCBI's taxonomy places the organism in Eukaryota, Fungi, Ascomycota, Dothideomycetes, Mycosphaerellales, Teratosphaeriaceae. The transcript has a single exon.